AUCGAAAGCUGCGAGGCGCGGGGUGUUCUGGGAAGCUUCUGAAGUGGCUGCCUUGCGUGGAGCCUUUGCGUUGCCCUCUCUUAGCCGAAGAGUCAGGCCGAAGUUCAAUGGAAGCGGCGUGGCGGCUGAUAACGACCCCGCCGCGCUUAUGGACGAGCAGCAGCAGCAGCCUUCUCGUCUCUACAGCUCGUCGGCUGUUCAGUACAAAAGUCCCUGGCUCAUUUCUGGUGAAAGAGCCUCCUCCUCCAAAAGUGGUUGACAGAUGGAAUGAGAAACGAGCACUCUUUGGUGUCUAUGAUAAUAUUGGAAUUCUGGGGGAUUUCAAGGCCCACCCCAAAAACCUGAUUGUGGGGCCGGUAUGGCUACGUGGAUGGAGGGGAAAUGAGCUGCAGAGAUGCAUUCGCAGAAAGAAGAUGGUGGGUGACCGAAUGUUUGUUGACGAUUACCAUAAUCUGAAUAAGAGGAUUAAAUUCUUGUACAAGCGAUAUAAUCGCUAUAAACUGUAUCGCUAAGAGAAGUUCUCCGUAACAUUUAUCCCCAAACAUUGUGGAUUACUGGACAAUAUUUAUUAGUGGCUCUAAUGCUCAGAAACUGAUGGUUUUGUGAAGCCAUCCAACAUCAUCCUUGUUGUGUUCCAUCUUUUGAAUUAUUUUCUAUUUCAAGUUAUUUUUCUUUCACUUAAUUGAAAUACUUCAGUGCUCCGAUAUGUCAUUUCUUAGAAGUAUCUUUCAAGCAAUUUUGAUUUCACAUGUACUUUAGAAUUAGUUACAUUAUAUGGUUAUUUGCCACCCUGGCUAACGUAUAAUUGCAAAUAAUAAAUUUCAUCGUUUUAUAUUGUAUUGCC
Molecule: messenger RNA, 844 nt
Organism: Notechis scutatus (mainland tiger snake)
Lineage: Eukaryota; Metazoa; Chordata; Lepidosauria; Squamata; Elapidae
Gene: MRPL51
Product: mitochondrial ribosomal protein L51
Biological process (GO): translation
Cellular component (GO): mitochondrial large ribosomal subunit
Molecular function (GO): structural constituent of ribosome
Source: RefSeq, a predicted model, not a curated record